Messenger RNA from Ceratitis capitata (Mediterranean fruit fly), 662 nucleotides. RefSeq names its product NADH dehydrogenase [ubiquinone] 1 beta subcomplex subunit 9 (gene ND-B22). The transcript has 3 exons. The record is from RefSeq and is a predicted model, not a curated record. The coding region runs from base 109 to 543 and encodes 144 amino acids. Gene Ontology annotation, biological process: mitochondrial electron transport, NADH to ubiquinone. Lineage: Eukaryota; Metazoa; Arthropoda; Insecta; Diptera; Tephritidae.
GACAUUUGCCGUUCAAUACACUUUGACAAACAGCUGUUUUCAUAUCCCUAGACGAUAUUUGGUGUAGCUUUGAAAACGCAUCAAUAAUAAAUAAAGGAUUUUCUGAAAAUGUCGGUACCGUUUGCCGUGCAGACACAUUCACGACAAGUUUGUAGCCUUUACAAACGUGCUCUUCGUAAUCUGGAGGCUUGGUAUGACCGCAAAAAUAUUUACCGCUAUAGAGCGGUGUUAAUGCGUCAGCGGUUUGAAAAAAAUCGCUGUGUGAGCGACAUGGCUGAAGCCUCACGUUUAUUAGCUGCUGGCGAACAAGAGCUCUUCGAAACCAAACAUUUCCAGCCGAAAUACCCCGCUAACAGCGUUGGUGGAUGUGCGUUUGAACGAGAGGUAAUUCCUCCCGAUUGGGUUAUUGACUAUUGGCAUCCACUUGAAAAAGCACAGUAUCCCGAGUAUUUCGCUAAACGGGAACAACGCAAGAAGGAAUUUGUUGUUUGGUGGGAGAAACAAUACGGCAAACCCGAUCCAAAGGAUUUGGGACACCAUUAAAAAUAUGCCGAAUAAAUCUGAGGCAAAAACGAACGAACAUUGUUGUCAAAAUUAAAUACAAAGAAGUGUAGAAGUUUAAGCUGCCUAUGGAAAAUAAAUCAUUGUAUUUAGCCUAGAGA